AUGAGCGGCAGCUCGAACCAAUCCACUCGAACGAGUCCAGGCUCUUUCGGAACGACCCAGCGCACUGAAUCGGUGUCCUCUGGUUCGUCGCCGACACAAAUCCCCUCCAAGGCGACUGCGACAACUCAGCAUGCGAUGUCGACCGACGUGUACAGCCCAUCGACAGUUGCGCCCAGCUCUCUAGCCCCCACCUUCACCUACCCGUUUUCGCCCCUCUCCUCUCCCCACGACGGCGCAAUGCGCCUAGGAUCAGCUCCGGAUAACAACCUCCAGGGCCUGAAUGGCUUUGGGCGCACUUCAAGCGGGAGCGGCGCGAUUUUGAUGCGCAAGCUCCCGCGCAACACCAGCAAGGAAGCGCUCCGCAGCAUGCUGCUUUUUGCCAAGGAUUUCGUUGAUGCCGAUUUCGUGAACUCCGACCUUCCCGAAGACGAUGGCUUUUUGAGCGCGAUCGCGCGCUUCAACACUUUGCCCGCCGCCGAGGAGGCGCGGGCUCUUCUCGAUGGAAAACCGAACUCCAAGAACGACGCGACCAUGGUGGUUGAGAUGUACCCGGGCGCUCUGGGAACGAACCUUUCGAACGCGCGUCGCAACACGAUCGAUCACACCAAUGCCCGUGGAGUUUUGGGUGGUGUUCCAUCAAACGGCCCUCUCUCUCGUCAAUCUUCGCGCUUCAAUGGUACUUUCCAGAGCCUGGAGAGACUCUCAGCGAAUGCGAUCAACCCAUCGGUGCAAGGUGGUCAUCUCGGUCAGGGACACAGCCCUGGCGAGCUCCAAGCCAUCGGCGAAUUCCGUACUCCUGCCUCUGCCAAUGCCUCCGACACCGGCUCUCGUCUGCACAAUCUUUUCUCGCCUCAGUCUCCAAUCGGAAACGGUGUUGGCGAUCUGCCCCGUGUGACCGGUAAAUCGAUGAUCGAUGAAGACCCUGACGAGGAGACAAAUGAGAUGCUGAAGGAUCCUAUCGGCUAUGCAGAGAAUGGACAUUCUGCAUCGGUCUCGGCUCCCCGACGAUCUACCAAUCCCCAGCUCCCCACUAGUCGAUUUGCCAAUCUCUCUCUUUCCGCGAUGUCGUCCCCGCCGCUGCCGAACUACGCUUCUGCCGAUCCGCGACAGCAACGCAUGAGUGUCAGUGGACCUCAGACACAAUACCAGAACUCGGUUGGUCACGCUCAUGGCCAUGGUUUCCCCUAUGGCAGCCAGCACACUCCGCGCCACAGUCUGCCCGCGGCGAACCCCAACGACUUGAACCCACCGUGCAACACUCUCUACGUGGGUAACCUGCCUCCGGAUACGUCUGAGGAGGAGCUCAAGGCUCUCUUCUCGAAGCAGCGCGGCUACAAACGACUUUGCUUCCGCAACAAGCAAAACGGACCCAUGUGUUUCGUGGAAUUUGACGAAGUUGCCAUGGCCAGCAAAGCACUGAAUGAGCUGUAUGGCUACAAGCUCUCCAACAGCGUCAAGACUGGCAUCCGCCUCAGCUUCUCGAAGAACCCUCUCGGUGUCCGCUCUGGCCAGCCUGGUAGCAUGAACCCAGCUGGUCCUCUCUCCGGCCCCGCGGUCCACCCCUGGACUCGCCGCCCCCCGGGACUGCAGAUGCCCAUGCCUGGCCGCCACGGUGGAGGUAACGCAAUGCACGGUCAGGGCCACCCUCACGCUGUGACCAACAACCCCUCUGCAUACCAUAACCCCAACACCGGUCCGGGAAUUCGCACUAAUGGAGGCAACUCGAUGAUGAUGUCGCCCCCUCCGCCGCCGUCUGCAGGCAAUGCUCCCAACGCUGCAGCCCAGAACAUGAACGGCUUCAACUCCUUCUACCCUGAUUACAUGAUGGGUCGUUAG
This is a messenger RNA of Penicillium argentinense, 1836 nucleotides long. Its product is annotated as RNA-binding protein. Lineage: Eukaryota; Fungi; Ascomycota; Eurotiomycetes; Eurotiales; Aspergillaceae. The transcript is spliced from 2 exons. The record is from RefSeq and is a predicted model, not a curated record. Gene Ontology annotation, molecular function: mRNA binding. The coding region runs from base 1 to 1836 and encodes 611 amino acids.